AUGGAUUUCAUUGUGGCUGCAUCCAAUCUCUGGGCAGAGAACUAUAACAUUCCCCUCGCAGACCGACAUAAGAGCAAGCUGAUUGCAGGGAAGAUCAUCCCAGCCAUUGCUACAACCACAGCAGCUGUAGUUGGCCUUGUUUGUCUGGAGCUGUACAAAGUGGUACAGGGACACCAACAGCUUGAGUCCUAUAAGAAUAGCUUCAUCAACUUGGCCCUGCUCUUUUUCUGCUUCUCUGGGCCCCUUGCCCCACCCCAUCAUCAGUUUUAUAACCAAGAGUGGACACUUUGGGAUCGCUUUGAGGUCCAGGGGCUGCAGCCUAAUGGUAAAGAGAUGACCCUCAAGCAGUUCCUUGACCACUUUAAGUCAGAGCACAAAUUGGAGAUCACCAUGCUGUCCCAAGGUGUAUCCAUGCUCUACUCCUUUUUCAUGCCACCCAGCAAGCUGAAGGAACGGAUGAAUCAAUCGAUGACAGAAAUUGUGAGUCGAGUAUCAAAGCGAAAGCUGGGACACCACGUGCAAGCAUUGUUGCUUGAGCUGCGCUGCAAUGAUGAGGAUGGCAAAGAUGUGGAGGUUCCUUAUGUACAAUACACCAUUCACUAA
Messenger RNA from Rangifer tarandus platyrhynchus (Svalbard reindeer), 603 nucleotides. The record is from the annotation of a GenBank genome assembly. Lineage: Eukaryota; Metazoa; Chordata; Mammalia; Artiodactyla; Cervidae.